AUGAAGUAUCAUGACACGUUGUACUUCACAAGACAGGAGAAAAGGACAGAUGUGCUUUUCCUCUCAGAUUGCACUGACAACAUUUUGCAAGAACAUCACACUAAUCUAGAGCACGGAGAUGAGAAAAAUCAGAUUAUAAAGACAGCAAUCAAGCUUAUAAUCAAUGAUAUUGCCCUAACUGAUCUAGAUCCAAAUUCAUACCCAACAACACAUAGUUUGGCUGACAUUGAUAGUCAACUAAGGCUAGUUCCUCCAAAUUUUCAGAUGCUCCUAAGACCAAUUAAAAAACAGAUGAAAGUUGCCGUUCGGGGUCAGAACUUUACCAAGCAAGACAUUUUGACCUCAGUCAGGAGUAAUGCCACACUGAAUGGGGCUUGCCAUGCAACUUGA
This is a messenger RNA of Helobdella robusta, 390 nucleotides long. RefSeq lists its product as hypothetical. The record is from RefSeq and is a predicted model, not a curated record. Lineage: Eukaryota; Metazoa; Annelida; Clitellata; Rhynchobdellida; Glossiphoniidae. The transcript is spliced from 2 exons. Bases 1 to 390 code for a protein of 129 amino acids.